This is a messenger RNA of Danio aesculapii, 642 nucleotides long. It is a transcript of the gene cxcl12a, whose product is annotated as chemokine (C-X-C motif) ligand 12a (stromal cell-derived factor 1). The coding region runs from base 64 to 363 and encodes 99 amino acids. Gene Ontology annotation, cellular component: extracellular region. The transcript has 4 exons. Gene Ontology annotation, molecular function: chemoattractant activity; chemokine activity. Gene Ontology annotation, biological process: chemotaxis; chemokine-mediated signaling pathway; induction of positive chemotaxis. NCBI's taxonomy places the organism in Eukaryota, Metazoa, Chordata, Actinopteri, Cypriniformes, Danionidae. The record is from RefSeq and is a predicted model, not a curated record.
UUGCUGCUGUCACAGUUGCUCCUGGAUUCUACACAGUGCGGAUCUCUUCUUCACACUGCAAACAUGGAUCUCAAAGUGAUCGUAGUAGUCGCUCUGAUGGCGGUCGUCAUUCAUGCACCGAUUUCCAACGCCAAGCCCAUCAGCCUGGUAGAGAGAUGCUGGUGCCGCUCCACAGUCAACACAGUCCCACAGAGAAGCAUUCGCGAGCUCAAGUUCCUCCACACACCCAACUGCCCCUUCCAAGUCAUUGCCAAACUGAAGAACAACAAGGAGGUGUGCAUUAACCCUGAGACCAAAUGGCUUCAGCAGUACCUGAAGAAUGCCAUCAAUAAAAUGAAAAAAGCCCAACAGCAGCAGGUCUAAGAUGUCUGCCAGAUGACAAGGAAAUCUGACAGCCCACCGUCACAGAUAUGUACCAUAUAGUCCUCUGGCAUGCUUGCUGACCCAGCACUUAACCUGCCAAAUAUGCGUCCCAGAAAACGAAAAGACCACCAGAAACCAUCGCCACCCAUGUAGUCUUCUCUGUUAGCGCCAAGUGCAAUUAUAUAUGUAUGACUGUGUUCUUCUUUUAUUUUUUACGUAUGAUAUGUAUAUACAAUGUUUUUUAUAUCGUCUCAAAAUCAGUAAAGAGAUAUUUUUGGA